AUGGUAUUCAAAUUUACUAUAGAUAAUUUGUUGGAAGGGCUCAUUCCCAAUAGUCAGACGUUUAGGUUCCCCCGAUAUAUUAGAAGAUUUCUUGGAAAUCAUAACCCAAGUCCAGUGGCAGAUUAUUGGAUAUGGCUAGAAAUACUUAUAGCAUCGUUUUGUGGUAUAGCAUUAUUGGAAGGAAUUUUCAAGAGUCAUACAGUAUUUAGCGAUCAUAAUGCACCCAUGAUUAUAGCCAGUUAUGGAGCGGCAGCUAUAUUAUGUUUCAAUGCUAGUUCAGCACCACUUGCGCAACCUCGAAAUGUUUUUUUUGGACAAAUAAUAUCGUCAGUUGUAGGUAUGGGAGUAGCCAAACUAUUUGGAUUGUCCAGUAAUGGACGAGAGCAUUAUUGGGCUAGUGGGGCAUUAAGUGUGGCCAUCUCAUCGGUAUUGAUGUCGAUUUGUAAUUGUGUUCAUCCCCCGGCAGGAUCAUCUGCCCUAUUACCUUCUAUCGAUGCCCAAAUACGGAAAAUGAGCUGGUGGUACAUACCGGUACAAAUCAUUUCAUCUUUGUUGAUGAUGGUGGUGGCUUUGAUUACGGGUAAUUUAAUUAGGAAGUAUCCUAUGUACUGGUGGCAUGCAGGUAUACCACAUCACAAUACAGAACCAAAUGUAGAUAUGGAUUUGGAACCAAUAAAGACUACACAUGAUGGAUUAAGCUUUACGCCUCAUUCGCAUGCAAUUGGUAUUAAUUGUCAUGAGAUAAAUAUCCCUACUGAGUUGCAAUUAUCAAGAUUAGAAAUAGAAUGGCUUGAAGUGAUUCAAGAAAAAUUAAUUCAAAUGCCCACUAAAAAUAAUAAUAAAUACAUGUAA
Molecule: messenger RNA, 852 nt
Organism: Debaryomyces hansenii CBS767
Lineage: Eukaryota; Fungi; Ascomycota; Pichiomycetes; Serinales; Debaryomycetaceae
Exons: 1
Coding region: 1-852 (283 amino acids)
Source: RefSeq, a predicted model, not a curated record